This is a messenger RNA of Anthonomus grandis grandis, 2475 nucleotides long. Its product is annotated as activating signal cointegrator 1 complex subunit 2. The record is from RefSeq and is a predicted model, not a curated record. Bases 135 to 2402 code for a protein of 755 amino acids. Gene Ontology annotation, biological process: regulation of DNA-templated transcription. Gene Ontology annotation, molecular function: ubiquitin binding. The transcript has 12 exons. Lineage: Eukaryota; Metazoa; Arthropoda; Insecta; Coleoptera; Curculionidae.
UGACAGUCACAAUUAAAAAAAAAAACAAAUUUCUGGAACAGCGGUAACGGGUGAAUUACCUGUUAACAUUUUCUAAAUUGUUCCUUAUGGGGUAUUAAAACUGUAAGAAUCCCAUAAAUUUUUUAGUGACCAUUAUGAAUAUCAGCAACUCCCUGUCCGAGUUAAAUAUUAACGAUGAUUCCAUAGAGGCACCAAACUUCCAAUACAUCAACGUUUUCAAGAACCCUAAUAAGUUGCCGAUAACGCAAGUGCAUUUGGAGAAAAAGUGGAGACAGCUGAGGAAAAAGUUGCCCGAGGAUUUGGACAUAAUAAACUGUUCAGGGAAAGACCUUCAAGCUGCUUACUUGGAAGAGAAAACUGAAAUUAUUCCAGCCCUUGAUAAAAGAUGGUUGCCAAAAGGGAGUUUGUCCCAGUGGGUACCAUUUUCAAUUCACCAAAAAGAUGAAGAAAAUGUCACUUUUCUGGCUAAAAAUAUUGUAUACCUUCAAGGUUUAGAAUAUUUAUUGAAUUGUGAUUUUCAUCAGUUUUGGUGUUUGGUUUUGUAUGAACCCUCAGUGACUGUCUCCCUCAGGAGCUUCCUACUUAACCCAGUUCUCCCUUUUCAGUUUAAAUAUUUAGAAAGGGACAAUUUGCAGUUAUUUAAAGCUGUUUUUAAUAAAUUCUUGUUGGUCUAUGAGAAGUUGAUUACAUUUAAAAAGAGCGAGUAUGAAUAUAUGCCAAACUCAUUUGGCUUGUCCAAAAUAAUUGAGAAAAAACUUCUUAAUUUACCUAUUGUGAUAACUCUAGCUGUUGUAUAUAGUCAUAGCAAAUUAGAAUUUGUUAAUAAGAUAGUGGAUAUUUAUUUUAAUAACACUACAGAAAUGGAUUUUCUUAUUAAGGAAGUGGAGACUGUUAUUGAGCAGAAUUGUAUGGUCUUAGAGAUACUUUGUGAUCAAAUAUGUGGCACCAAAGGAUCAGACAGUGUUCCAAUAUCAAUAUUAAACAGACCACCAAUAUUUAGCUUGAAUUGGGUGUAUUCUGUGGGCGACUAUUUGGUGAGCACACUGCUCACUUUAAAUGCCCUAUUUCACUUUUAUAAGCCUGCAUUAGAGUUAGCGCUAGUUAAAGAACUACCAUAUAGGCUGCCCUAUACCUAUGUAAACAUAUAUAGGGAAAUAUAUGAGUUACUGGAUGACAGAGAAGAAACUCAAACAAAUACCACCCUCUUUGGAGCAACCAUUGAUGUUAUAAAUGUAGGCAGAAGGGAAUUUGUGGAACUGUUUCAUUCUUUUAUAUCCAAAUGUCUAGAUGAUGCUUUUCAGUACAUGGACAACGAAUCAAAACAAGAAGGUGUAGUGGAAACUUAUAUGAGUCUACUGACUACUGCCCUAGAAGAAGAUUAUUUUAUCUGUGAUUAUGAUGCGACAUACAAAGUUACUACACAAAACGAAAUUUUGGCGAGCUGUUGCCAAAUGUUGGAUACGACGCGUACGGAUUUUAUAGUGUCGUGCAUAAAAAAGCUGCCGCGCAACAAAAAGUUACAGGAACUGUCCAAAUUGAACCGACAAACGUUAGAGAAUGUUUUUAAAGACUUCAAGCCGCCGUAUGAACCGGAGUAUUUCCAACCGGAUUUAGAAGCGGGAACGUCUACUGCACAAAAUGACAGCGAUAUUGAGGAAAUGAUUCGGGGUAUUGUCGAUAUGUUCCCUCACUUGGGAGAUGGAUAUAUUUAUCAGUGUCUCGAAUCCUACAACUUCAACUCGUCCGACGUGAUCAAUGCGAUACUAGAAAACAAUUUACCGCCACAUUUGGCCGAAAUACCUUUCGAUACUAUUCGGAUACCUCCGGAACCGGAACCUGAGCAACCAAUUUUGGCCUAUAAGGGGAAAAAACCCGAUUACAAUGACGCUCUGACCUUAUUAAACGACAAAACCGACAUUCAAAGUAUUAAAAAGAAGGUGCUGGAAGGAAUCCAGUACAGUACGGAUUACUUGUAUGAUGACGAAUACGACGAUCGGUUUAAUGAUGAUGUGUCUUUACCGGUGGCAGACGAUCCUCUUAAUGGAGAAUUGAAAAUUUUCAAUCCCAACAGGCAAAGUAAGAAACAAGAGGAAUCCGAGAGCGAAGAGGAGCCAUCCGAGAGUGAGAACGCCUCCUCGGACCGUAACAGAUUGAAUUUCUGUGAAGAUCCCGCGGUGCUACGUGAGAGGAGGGAAGCGCGGUACAGACAGAGGAAUCCUAGAGCCGGAAACGGCCAAGAAAAACCUAAAAACGACGUAGUCGGUAAACCAAAAGGCCAAGGUCAAGAGAAGUCAACGCAAUUAAACAGACAAAAGAAGAGUGUCAAUAAGUCAAGCAGGGCGAACCAUAAUAGAAAGGGCGGAGCUACUUGGAAGAGAAGCAGGGGGAUGAUCCCUUCUUAAGUUAAGAAGUUAAAGUUUAAUUAUUACUGUAUUUAUGUUGUUUUCAUGGAAUAAAUGAUUUAAGUUUUUUUUA